AGCGGGAAAGGAGAGAGCCAUGUCGAAAAACACGACAUACAAAGGUUACUCUAAGCUUGCGGAGAAAAUAGCCAAGAACACCCACUUUUCAUGCGAGGAAGUUGACGCGUUGCUCAACUUGCACGACCCGACCUUCACCGGCUCGCGGAUGGAUGGAAACAGGUUCCGCGACAUCAUGCACGGCAUCUUCGGCAUGACUGACGAGGGGCUGAUGGAGUGCAUGUACCAGGUGUUCGACAUGGACCAGGACGGGGUAGUCGGGCCCGAGGAGUUCGUGGUGGGCAUGUCGGCCUUCCUUCGGGGCACGCUCGACGAGAAGAUCGACUACUGCUUCAGCGUGUACGACCACAACAGUGACGGCUUCGUGUCUCGCGACGAGAUCUUUCACCUGCUGAAGUCCGCCGUCGUGAACCUCCCGCCCGGAGAGGAGCUCGAGGAGGUCGUUAAGGACAUGGUCGACAUGGUGAUGCGGCGGCUGGACACUGACCACGACGGCCGAGUGGGCUUCGAGGACUACGCCGCGGCCGUCACUGCUGAGCCGCUGCUGCUGGAGGUGUUCGGGCCCGUGCUUCCGGAUAACCAGGAGAAGGAGGCCUUUCUCAACACUUUCUUAGACAAAUAUGGCCUACGCUCUCAGCAGAUUUGAAUGCACGACUCUGAAAUGUAUCUGAUCAGUUACAUAUCUUUAGAAAUGAAUAAAAAAGAAACGGUAAUAAUGACAUUUUUAAAAAUCCAAUAAUUUACACGUCGCAUUCGAAAUUGACUGUAAUGAUUCCAAUUUUCACUAAAUUCAUAAAAAAAUCGAUAGAAUUUGAAUUCAACACAUAAAUAUAAAUUAAUAAAAAGUUAAACAAUACAAAAUGUACAUUAUAUAAAUUAGAGCAUUUAUUCAGUGAUUUUGGAGAA
Penaeus monodon (black tiger shrimp) is the source of this 906-nucleotide messenger RNA. RefSeq names its product EF-hand calcium-binding domain-containing protein 1-like. Lineage: Eukaryota; Metazoa; Arthropoda; Malacostraca; Decapoda; Penaeidae. The record is from RefSeq and is a predicted model, not a curated record. The transcript is spliced from 6 exons. Gene Ontology annotation, molecular function: calcium ion binding. Bases 20 to 646 code for a protein of 208 amino acids.